Homarus americanus (American lobster) is the source of this 2943-nucleotide messenger RNA. Its product is annotated as frizzled-8-like. Gene Ontology annotation, biological process: canonical Wnt signaling pathway; non-canonical Wnt signaling pathway. Gene Ontology annotation, molecular function: Wnt-protein binding; Wnt receptor activity. The coding region runs from base 663 to 2456 and encodes 597 amino acids. The transcript has a single exon. The record is from RefSeq and is a predicted model, not a curated record. Gene Ontology annotation, cellular component: plasma membrane. Lineage: Eukaryota; Metazoa; Arthropoda; Malacostraca; Decapoda; Nephropidae.
AGUGAGGGCGGCUGGUGAUCAAUAACACAAGCAAGACUCCGUCGCUCAAUACCUGGCUCUGUGGUCACCUCCACCUGCCUCACCGCCGCCACAUUCCUGCUGCUGCUCCUUUUCAUUCACGCCAGGUAGAAUAUGACCUGACUUAACAUGAGUCUUUUGUUGCAGGUCACCGGGAGGCUCCUGGCGGAAUGAGACGAGGCUGGUGAUUGGCCUGUCCAGCAGCUGCGCCUGUGCUCAUUGGCCGAGAGGGCGUCGGCUCCACACACUGUCCCGGCCAGCCUCUACACACAAGACACAAGCUUUCUCCUCCUCCUGCAGGGUUGGUCAGGAGGUGCUCACUGUUCUCCUCCCUGAGCUGAGGUCACGUGGAGGAGGGUAAAUAAGUGACCAUCAUUGUGGUGUGGUAAAUAUGAGUGAAAAACACUGUGUGGUACCUGCGUCCCCUCGGUUCUAAGGCUCACGGGACGCACGCUCAGUUAGUGUAAACCUGGCUCCCCUCGAGAGCGGACGUGGAUCGAUGAUGGUCCGUGGCGACUUGUUUGUUUGAAUAAUGGUGGAUGCAAACCGUGGCUGGGUGGAGCAGUAGGUGUGAGUGCUGGGGGUGGUGGUGGAGGUGCGAACUAUGAGGCCAGUGUAGACCCGCGGCGCCCCUCAGCACCAUAAUGCGCAACUCGGUAUGGUUAUCAUCUUUUAUCCUCCUGGUGGCCACACUGGCGGGCGCCACGGAGGGCGAGACGGCCAAGGAGUCUCGCUGUGAGGAAAUAACCAUACCUAUGUGUCGCGGCAUUGGCUACAACAACACGUCCAUGCCUAACCAGUUCAACCACGACAGCCAGGACGAGGCGGGGCUGGAGGUGCACCAGUUCUGGCCGCUGGUGGAGAUCAUGUGUUCCCAGGACCUCAAGUUCUUCCUAUGCUCCGUCUAUGCUCCCAUCUGUAUCGAGGACUACGAUAAACCCCUCCCGGCCUGCAGGAGCGUGUGUGAGCGUGCCAGGGCGGGCUGCGCUCCCAUCAUGGAGCAGUAUGGGUUUGGCUGGCCAGAAAGGAUGGACUGCUCUAAGCUGCCAGAGUAUGGAGACUCAGUGCACCUCUGUAUGGACAAACGUAAUGGUUCAGCGCCAGAGAAGAAGACCACUAAGACCUACACCUCCCUGGACAGUAAGUGUCGCGGCAAGAACAACUCUAAAUACUGUCCCAAGACAACAAGGCCGGACGCCUGUCAGUGCUCGUGUAAGAUCCCGCUGGUGAAGCUGGACGCCUCCUACAGGCAGGUCGGCAAGAACCAUAAUGAGUCAUUUAAGGUGGGAGGCGUCCAGGACUGUGCACUGCCGUGUAAAGGUGUUUAUUUUAGUCAGGAAGAGAGAACUUUUGCACAAAUCUGGAUCGCCACGUGGGCGAUCCUGUGCGGUGUGUCGACCUUAACAACCAUCACCACGUUCUUAAUCGACAUGGACCGAUUCAAGUACCCGGAGCGUCCCAUCAUCUUCCUCAGUGGCUGUUACUUCAUGGUGUCCGUAGGCUACAUCAUCCGUCUGGUGGCUGGUCACUCGGAGGUGGCGUGUGACGGCGACAUGAUCGUGUACAACUACCACCUGGUGCGCCACAACCCCUACGGUUCCGGCCUCUGUACUACCGUCUUCCUCCUCGUCUACUUCUUCGGGAUGGCCUCCAGCAUCUGGUGGGUGGUGCUCGCCUUCACCUGGUUCCUGGCGGCAGGCCUCAAGUGGGGUAACGAGGCCAUCGCCGGGUACUCCGCCUGGUUCCACCUGGCCGCCUGGUUCAUCCCGACCCUUCAGAGUAUAGCCGUCCUCAUGAUGGCGGGCGUGGACGGUGACUCCGUGGCGGGCAUCUGUUACGUUGGCAACCAAGACAUCGGUAACCUGCGAGGCUUUGUGUUGGCGCCCCUCUUCAUCUACCUGGUGCUGGGGUCGUGCUUCUUACUGGCCGGCUUCGUCAGUCUCUUCCGCAUCCGUAACGUGAUCAAGCAGCAGGGCAGGACGAAGACGGAGAAGCUGGAGAAGUUAAUGAUCCGUAUCGGUGUGUUCAGCGUAUUGUACACUGUGCCGGCGACCAUCGUCAUCGGCUGCUACUUCUACGAGCAGCUGUACGUCGCCAACUGGCAGGACUCGCUGGUGUGCCCGUGUAGCCCCCACCAUGGCCAGCGGCCCGACUACUCGGUGCUCAUGCUGCGCUACUUCAUGACGCUGGUGGUGGGCAUCACCGCCGGGUUCUGGAUCUGGUCUGGCAAGACCCUGGACUCAUGGCGACGGUUCUACCAGCGUCUGUGUCCUGCCCACGGCCACACCUACGAGUACCCCACACGACCCAUGAAGCAGGCGACCGCCCCCUCCUGUGCGUCUUUCCCUCCCCCGCCCAUGAGCGCCCAGGGCACCACCCACAGUGUGGCGUCACACAUGGGCCCUGUUAACAAGACACUGCCACUCUCACACGUAUGACAAGAGAGGGAGGAGGGGGGCUACCUGGCUGGAGCCCAGAGCACCAUGGGGGGCUGUCCGGCCAGCGUGGCGAGCGGCGCGCCCUCCACCUGCCACAGUGUCACCACACCUCACGUCUAUGUCGACCCGAGGGACGAGAUCCUUCCAUACGAGCUGUGAGGCGAAGGACUCCACCAGCAGGAGGUGUGUAGUGACUGUGUGAAUGUUAACAGUGGGAGGUGACGCGUCCCCCCCCCCCUUCCCAAGUGGCACUGAGUGGAGUGUCACCAGUGCCCACAAAAAGUUUCCUGUGAUGACUCGUAUCCAGUGUUAGUGAUGAUGAUGCCGCGUAGUGAGACUUUUCGUUCAUUAUUAAGUAUUAGAGACCAGACCAGACCGUCGUGCCACCACAGUUCAGUAUUUUCUUGACAGUAUUCAGUGUCAUGAUAGCGUGUCAGGCUGUCAGUGUCGUGAUAGAGGGUCAGGCUGUCAGUGUCGUGACAGCGUA